AUGAGUCCUAUCCCUGCAUGGAAAAGAGCUGGUCUUAGUGUCCAACACAAUAAAACACAAGAAGAUGAAAAUGACUUACUAGAAACGAGAAGAAUAGAUACAGCAGAAUUAACCAAGAAUCAAUUGAAAAAAGUCAGUAAUAAGCGUAAACUACAAGAAGCUCUUGGCACUUCAUCUGGCAAGAACAACGGCGGAAACAAGAAACCACCGAAGAGGAUAAAGUUACCAAAAAAUGAAAGAAAACCACCACCGGUCAAAGAUCAAUUAACUUAUUUAAAACAAUUUGCACACGAUAAAGCCAACUGGAAGUUCAACAAACUGAAACAAAAUUGGAUCUUGAAGAAUUUGAGAGAUAUACCAAAUGAAUAUGAACCUGAAUUGAUAUUGUACUUGUCAACUUUACAAGGUGGAUCAAGGGAUCGAUUAGUUGAUGAAUUAAAACAAGUGAUUGAGAAGUGGAAUAUCAAGUAUGAAGAAACGGAGAGGAAGAUUGAGGAGAGGUUACUUAAUGGUGAUAACAAGGAACAGGAGCAAGAGGAACCGACACAGGAAAAGGAGGAACUGAAGGACGAAGCAAAGACAGACGAAUCAAAGGAGAAUCAAGAUGAAUUGAAUUUGGAAUACGUGGUGAGAUGUAAAGCUAUACUAGAUUCAUUAAUUGAUGGAAAGGUAAAAGUUAAAGGCCACGGUAAUGAGAACAGGACGCAAAAUGACAAUGCAGAGUCAUCCAAGGAUGAUACCGAAGAGGAAAAUGACGGUGAAGUGGGCGAUGGAACCAAGGUAGAAAAUGAAGAUGAAGCUGAAAACAAUGACGAAAUUGCGGACCCCAGAUCCGAAGAAAAGAAGGAUAAGAAUGACAGGAAGAAGGACAAGAAGAGGAACAAGAAGAAGGACAAGAAGGAGAAGAAGGAGAAGAAGAAGUCCAAGUCCAAAGCCAGAUCUGAAUCCCCUAGUGAGACAAGUGAUACUCCUAAUUUGAUUAUAAAUGAGGUUGAUGUAUAA
Messenger RNA from Lodderomyces orthopsilosis Co 90-125, 1002 nucleotides. RefSeq lists its product as uncharacterized. Bases 1 to 1002 code for a protein of 333 amino acids. NCBI's taxonomy places the organism in Eukaryota, Fungi, Ascomycota, Pichiomycetes, Serinales, Debaryomycetaceae. The record is from RefSeq and is a predicted model, not a curated record. The transcript has a single exon.